This is a messenger RNA of Aspergillus alliaceus, 2148 nucleotides long. Its product is annotated as CNOT2/3/5 family protein. Bases 124 to 1974 code for a protein of 616 amino acids. The transcript has 3 exons. Gene Ontology annotation, biological process: regulation of DNA-templated transcription; nuclear-transcribed mRNA poly(A) tail shortening. Lineage: Eukaryota; Fungi; Ascomycota; Eurotiomycetes; Eurotiales; Aspergillaceae. Gene Ontology annotation, cellular component: nucleus; P-body; CCR4-NOT core complex. The record is from RefSeq and is a predicted model, not a curated record.
UCGAGUUUAUACGCAUCCCUCCCACCCGCCCUACCUUCCUCCGCUUCCUCCCACCCUGAACCCACACCUCAACUGCAAUUUUCAAACCCCCCCUUUGGCAAUCUGUUCAUUUGAACAGCAGCCAUGACAUCGCGAAAGAUACAACAAGAGAUCGAUAAGACCUUUAAGAAGGUCGCCGAAGGCAUUCAAUCGUUCGAGGGCAUCUACGAGAAGAUCCGCUCCACGUCGAAUCCGACGCAACGGGAUAAGCUCGAGGAGAACCUGAAACGGGAGAUCAAGAAGCUCCAACGGUAUCGCGACCAGAUCAAAUCAUGGGCUUCGGGUAAUGAGGUCAAAGACAAGGGACCGCUGCUAGAGCAGCGUCGAGCCAUCGAAACUUGUAUGGAGCAGUUCAAAGCGGUAGAAAAGGAGAUGAAGACGAAAGCAUACUCGAAAGAGGGACUUUCGGCCGCAUCGAGACUCGAUCCAAGGGAAAAAGAGAAGGUGGAAACAUGUGACUUUUUAUCGAAUAUGGUCGACGAGUUACAACAGAAGAUCGAAGCCAUGGAAGCCGAAGAAGAGACACUGCACAUGCAGGUGAAGAAGGGCAAGAAGGACGUCGCCAGGACGAACCGGUUAGCAGAUCUUACGCGGAUAACAGAACGACAUAAGUGGCAUGUCAAUAAGCUAGAACUCUUGCUACGAUCACUGCAGAAUGGCAACGUCGAGACGAACCAAGUGUUGGACUUGAAGGAGAGUAUAAAGUACUAUGUGGAGGAUGGGCACAAUGUGGACUAUUCUGGCGAAGAUGAGACUCUCUAUGAUGACCUGAACCUGGAUGGUGAGACUGAAGCUCAGUUCGGCAUGACUGGCGACAACGACAAAGUAUCAUCACAGGAUACACAAUCCGUCCAAGAGGACGAUACGGACUCGAGGCCAAAAUCCAUCAAGAGUGAAUCGACGGCGCCUCGAAGACCCUCGGCUCAGAUGAAAUCCCCACUGCCAGUGCUUGCGACACUACAUCCGUCAACGUCCACCAGUGGCACGUCGGGGAUGAAGCCUGCGCCACCACCGACCCGUCUACCUGGUGAGACUCUCAAAUAUGCAUCCGCUGCCGCGGCGGCAGCUGCCAGCGAUAAGAACGGUGUUGGCAUCGCUCCCCUCCCCCCACCACCAGGCGCCAGUCCAGCAUUCCCCGCCGCCAGCUUGGCCUCGAGGCCGUCGUCGACUGCUUCGCCUGUCGUUGCAUCGGUACAACCUAUCUCUAGGCCAACACCGACAACGACGACGACCAGCGCUUCGGAAGAGCGGUCCAAGACCCCCGCGCUCAGCCCCAGUGUCGCAGCCGCGAGUGCAUCGAAUACGGUGCAGUCGACACCUGCAACAAACAAGGCGGAGAGCUCAGCCACCAAAGAACCCCAACCAACGGUAAAUGGUGAAGCGAGCACAGAAGAGUCGCACGACGAGGAAUCGCUAUACCAUUUACCUCCGGGGCUGCAAGAUCUGAUUCAUUCCUUCGAGGUGACCAAGAGCCGAACAGCACAACAAAGUUCCACAAACCCCCCGUCGGUUCAACGGCUCCUCGCCGCCUCCAUCAGCACCUGCCCCGAACCGGCCGAUGCAGAGAAGCCACGUCAUUAUAAGCCUCAGAACCCAUACAAUACCCCUCUUUAUUACCCUCAAGAGCCCCUAGCUAUCUUCGACGACCCCCGGUUAUAUGAAGGCGGACGGAUCGAUACGGAUACGCUGUUCUAUCUGUUUUAUUACCGACAGGGCACGUAUCAGCAGUUCUUGGCGGCCAAAGCGCUCAAGAGCCAAAGUUGGCGAUUCCACAAGCAGUACCAAACCUGGUUCCAACGACACGAGGAGCCCAAGACCAUCACGGAGGAAUUCGAACAAGGGACGUAUCGGUUCUUUGAUUACGAGAGUACAUGGAUGAACCGACGCAAGGCCGAUUUCAAGUUUGUCUACAAGUAUCUGGAAGACGAACUAUAGUUCGGGAGUACGCUCCUUUUUCUUCUCCAGUUGCAAUUUCUUUUUGAGUUCCGUGUAUGUAUGGUAGGCAUUUGGUCCAAUUAUCUGCGGUGUGGUCACUACUCUGGAAACGGGCAUUGAGUUUCAGAUCGUUCGGGUUGCCGACGGAUGGGAGUCUGUCAUUUCUUUUGACUU